GUCCAGAGAGAGAGAGAGACCAAACAGGACUGCGUGUCCUUUUUGCAACUCAACACAAAACAGUGACGAAGCAGGAAGGAAGGACCUCUUUGAGCUGGGAGCCCAUCAGCCCCUGCCGUGGGCACCAUGGACCUUAUCAAUGCCUUGGCCCCCUCGUCUUUGUUGAAGUCGGUCUCCAAUGCGGGCUCGGAAAUCUCCCGCCGGGUCUGGACGCCGAGCCCUCCGCCCCAACGGCCGUUCCGCGUGUGCGAUCACAAGCGCCACACCCGCAAAGGACUGAUGGCGAGCACUUUGGAAGACUUACUUAACAAGGCCAGGGAGACCCUCUUGAUCUCCGGCAUGGUCUUCCUGGUGCUGGAAGAAGACGGGACCCUGGUGGAGACGGAGAGUUUUUUCCAAAUCCUGGAAGACAACACGGCCUUGAUGGUGUUGGAGAAAGGACAGAAGUGGACUCAUGGCAGGAGCAUCAGCCGGUCGUUCGGCCUGAGCGGAGACAAGCCACGAAACAGCAAGGAUAUCGCCCGCAUCACCUUCGACGUUUACAAGCUGAAUCCCCGGGACCUUUUCGGCAGCCUAAACAUCUCGGCCACCUUCUAUGGGCUCUACUCGAUGAGUUGCGACUUCAAGUGCCUGGGACCCAAGAAAGUUUUGCGGGAGAUCCUGCGCGUCGCUUCCGCCGUCAUGCAAGGUAUCGGGCACGUCCUUUUGGGGGCGUCCAACUACAUCCGCCGACUCCUGGACGCGGGGGACAACUGGCAACCCCAAGUCAAGAUAACCAACUAUCAAUAUUGAGGCCUCCUUCCCUGCAAAAGGCCCGAGAACCUCCCAGCUUCGAACUGAUCUGGAGGGAAUCCACUUGAUUUGGGAGUCAGAUUUAACCGAUAUUUAAACCAAGGAUAGACAUUCCUAUCUGUAGUUUUCUGUCCAGUAUUCAUAGGUUGAUCCAGGCUGGAGCAGAAUACAAGCGCUUCAGAAUCUCCUCAGAAAAUGUGCUUUUUGUCGGAUUGCAAAACCCAUCAUCCCUGGCUGUACGGUCUCGAUAAACCGCCUUUGCGAGGGAACCAGGCUUAACAAAGCCGGCCUACUGGCCCGUAUCCAGCAGCGGGAGGCGCUAAUCAGCACGUUGAAGACCCAAUCUUUGGCUUGCAAAGGUUGGGCCGUAGAGCCUCCAGCUCAGCUACCCGUCUACCUGCAUUUAACUGGCAAAGCAGGAAGUAGAGAUAGUCCCUCGACUUACGACCAUUCGCUUAGUGACUAGUUAAUACUUCGACAAGUAGUUCAAUGAACAAGUUGAAACUCACAACGGUUCAUUUCGUGUCCGGUUACAACAGCACUGGAAAAAAUUCUGACUUAUGACGGGUCUUGCAUUUAUGACUGCGGCAUUCAAAAUCAAAAUCGCUUGGCAACCGGCACUUACAGGUAGUCCUCUAUUUACGACCCCAGUUUUAGUCCAACAUUUGGACUAAACAAAUUUGUUAAGCGAGUUUUGACUCAUUUCCCCGCUUUUGCAUCACCGCAGUGGUUAAAUUGGUAACCUGGUCGUUAAGUGAAUUGGGUUUUCCCCGUCAACUUUGCUGGUCAGAAGGUCGCAAAAGGGGAUCAGUGUCACGUGACUGCAGGACACUGUAACCGUCAUAAAUAGGAGUCAGCUGUAAAUUAUACGACCAUGCGAAUGCUGCAAUGGCGUAAGUGUGAAAAAUGUCAUUUUUUUAGUGCCAUUGUAACGUCGGAUGGUCACUAAGUGAAUUGUCGCAAGUCGGGGAGUAUGUGUAUUUAUGAUGGGUGCCAUGUUCUGGGAAUCACACAGCUGCAACCUUCCAACAAUGGGGAAACUGGAUUCGCUUAAUGACCGCAUGCUUCAUUUAAAGGCAGCAAUUCCCUUAACCACAAGGGCCAAAAAUUAAAAAGUGGUAAAAUCA
Molecule: messenger RNA, 1919 nt
Organism: Thamnophis elegans (Western terrestrial garter snake)
Lineage: Eukaryota; Metazoa; Chordata; Lepidosauria; Squamata; Natricidae
Gene: CIDEB
Product: cell death inducing DFFA like effector b
Exons: 5
Coding region: 127-792 (221 amino acids)
Biological process (GO): apoptotic process; regulation of apoptotic process
Source: RefSeq, a predicted model, not a curated record